AGACUACCAAUUGUUAUUGAUAUUGUUCAAAACAAAAGAAAAAAAAAAGAUAUUUCGUCCAGAAAGAUUAUUAUCUUCUUUUUGUUUUCCGGAAGACGGUAGAGUCUUGCGUGACUAAAUGAAAAGAAAAAUCUAAGUAUUAAAUAUUACAUGCUGAGCAAACAAUUUAGUUAAAGACUUUUGAAACUUAGGCAGAAAGUAAUAUUGCGUGACUGUACCUACACUAUCCAAUCCUAAGUUUAUUCGAAUUUGGUUUGAGUUCUCUAUAAAUAAGUAAUAGCAUGAGGCUUUUGCAUGUAAUGUUAUCAUUGUUUAAGUGUGAAUCUUCUAAAGGCUUGUGUUUCUUUUGAUUGUUUUAGUAGACCUUAAAAUGCCUUCAGCAAGUCCUGAUCCAGCCGAGGAAGAAAGGGAACCAUUCGCUGAAGUUGAUCCAUCCGGGAGGUUUGGCCGAUACGCUGAGCUACUAGGCCAUGGUGCAGUGAAGAAGGUCUACAAGGCAUUUGAUAUAAGAGAAGGCAGAGAUGUUGCGUGGAAUAAGAUCAAAUUGAGCAAAUUUAGCGACGCGCCUUACAUCAUCAGUAAAAUCCAUUCGGAGGUCGCGUUGUUGAAGAACUUGAAGAAUGAAAACAUCAUAGUACUUUACCAUUUCUGGAAAGAGAAGGAACAUAACAUCCUCAAUUUCAUCACUGAGGAAUGUGCCUCUGGUAAUUUGAGGGACUACAGGAAGAAACAUCGUCGCGUUUCAAUCAAGGCGCUGAAGAAGUGGUCUAGGCAAAUACUACAAGGCUUGGAUUAUCUACACACUCAUGACCCUUGUGUCAUUCAUAGAGACCUCAAUUGCAGCAAUAUAUUUAUCAAUGGGAAUGUUGGAAAGGUAAAAAUUGGUGAUCUUGGGUUAGCUACAGUUGUAGGGAAGAGUCAUGCCGCACAUUCAUUGCUAGGGACACCAGAGUACAUGGCACCAGAGCUAUAUGAGGAGAACUAUACAGAGUUAGUAGAUAUUUACUCAUUCGGAAUGUGUUUGAUAGAAAUGGCUACUAUGGAAAUACCAUAUAGUGAAUGUGACAGCAUAGCCAAGUUAUACAGGAAGGUGACAUCAGGAAUAAAGCCUCAAGCUUUCAACAAAGUGAGUGAUACAGAGUUGAAGGACUUCAUUGAAAGGUGCAUUGGACAACCAAGAGCAAGACCGUCUGCUGCUGACUUGCUCAAGGAUCCUUUUCUUUCUGAUGUUGCUGACCAUGAGGAUGAUCUCAAUUGUUGAUGCCCUUUGUUUAAGUAUGUACAGUUAUUUAAAGUAUUAUUCUUUGUCGCUCAUGCUUAUUCAAGAAAUCAUAUCUUUAACGAUUUAUGUUAUAAUGCUACUAUAUACCCAAAGACUUUUACACGAUUAGUGUAGUCAAACAUAUUAUAGCAGGUUAGCUAAGAUUUUUACCAAGUUAUGGAGCAAUGUUUAUCAUAAAGAUUUUUUUU
Capsicum annuum is the source of this 1470-nucleotide messenger RNA. Its product is annotated as probable serine/threonine-protein kinase WNK11. NCBI's taxonomy places the organism in Eukaryota, Viridiplantae, Streptophyta, Magnoliopsida, Solanales, Solanaceae. Bases 371 to 1261 code for a protein of 296 amino acids. The record is from RefSeq and is a predicted model, not a curated record. Gene Ontology annotation, cellular component: cytoplasm. Gene Ontology annotation, biological process: intracellular signal transduction; protein phosphorylation. The transcript has 2 exons. Gene Ontology annotation, molecular function: protein serine/threonine kinase activity; ATP binding.